Molecule: messenger RNA, 1449 nt
Organism: Micromonas pusilla CCMP1545
Lineage: Eukaryota; Viridiplantae; Chlorophyta; Mamiellophyceae; Mamiellales; Mamiellaceae
Exons: 1
Coding region: 18-1406 (462 amino acids)
Biological process (GO): proteolysis
Molecular function (GO): peptidase activity
Source: RefSeq, a predicted model, not a curated record
CCUUCCCGCGCGCCGUCAUGGCCGCGCUCGCGCCGCCUUCCGCCGUCGCCGCGACGCGGACGCCGUCGUCGUCGCGACGCCGUCGAACGUCGCGUCUUCGCGCGUCGUCGUCGUCCUCGGAGGAGCGCGUCGUCCUCGAGAUGCCCGCCGAUAGCGAUCGCCGUCGCCGAUCGAUCGCGGCGUCCUCCUCGCCCUCUCGUCGCGACUUCCUCCUCGCGUCCGCGCCCGCCGCGGCGUCGCUGCUGCUCCCCGCGCGCCCCGCGCGCGCGGACGACCUCUUCUGCGGGUACUACGCGGAGAACCAGUCCGUGACGCCGCAGUGGGCGUUCAAGACGCCGUGGAGCGAGGGCUUCGUCGACGUCUCCAACGCGACGAAGAUCCCGGACGCGAAGACGUUCCUUCGCGUGCUCGGCUCGCAAGCCGUCGCGUCCGAGGCGAAUCACCUCCCCGUGCUCUGCCUCCACGGCGGCCCGGGGCUGGGGUUUAAGUACAUGGAAGCGUGCGAGGUGUUAGCCAGCGAGCGGAGGGAGGUGGCGUCGUACGAUCAGAUCGGCUGCGCGAGGUCGGCGCUCAAGCCUCGGCUCUCGGACGGCGCCGUUCGCGCGCCGCCGCCGCCUGGGACGUUCACCCCGGAACUCUUCGACGCGGAGCUGACCGCGAUCAGAGAGGCCGCGGGGUUGGAUAGGGUGCACAUCGUCGCGCACGGGUGGGGCGCGAUGCUGGCGCUGGACCACGCGCUCGGACCGGGCGGCGGCGGCAAAGGCGUCGCGAGCGUGACGUUGAUAUCGGCCCCGCCGUCGUAUAAACGGCUGAUCGAGGACCGCGUCGCGUCGCUGUCCGCGCCCGGGUUUCGACAGGACUACGCGGAGGUUCUGAUGGAAGGCGACGCGGGCGCGGGGGGCGGGUCCGCGCUGAGCGACGCGGGGAGGGCGUUGUACGACAAGGCGAUGGCGGCGUGGAUCGACGCGAGGGUCAGCGCGCGAGCGGCGGGGGCGUGUUACGAGGGGCUGCGCGUCGGCGGCGCCGGCGAGGGGUUCGGGGCGUUGCGUAACACCCCGGCGUCGGACGUUGGCGUGCGGUCGUCUUCCGCGGUGUGGAAGGACAUGGCCGGGGGGAAGAUGUUCGCCGUCGACGGCGCGCUGAGCGACUGGGACGCGGACGCCAACGGGAGGUUGGCGUCGGCGGCGGAGUCGGGGGUGCGCGCGGUGAAGGUGUACCGCGGCGAGAACGACGCGCUGUCGCGCGACGCGGCGAUGGAGGUCGUGGACGGACUCGCGCGAGGGGUCAUGGACAAGUCGGGGGUGGCGUUCGAGGAGGUGGAGGGCGCGGGGUCGUGCGUGCACUUGGACAGGAGCGCGUUUUUUCUCGACGGCGUCAACGCGUUCAUCUCCGCGCACGACGCGUGACGACGUAUCAUAUUAGGUUCGAUUAUAUUAUAUUAGGUUCGAU